Anolis carolinensis (green anole) is the source of this 2877-nucleotide messenger RNA. RefSeq names its product SEC62 homolog, preprotein translocation factor (gene sec62). Lineage: Eukaryota; Metazoa; Chordata; Lepidosauria; Squamata; Anolidae. Gene Ontology annotation, biological process: post-translational protein targeting to membrane, translocation. The transcript has 8 exons. Gene Ontology annotation, cellular component: endoplasmic reticulum; endoplasmic reticulum membrane. The coding region runs from base 106 to 1329 and encodes 407 amino acids. The record is from RefSeq and is a predicted model, not a curated record.
GGUUACAUAACGUCCAGCGCGGCUUCUCGCGAGAGUUUCUAGCUCCUCCUCGCUCCCCCCUCCCCCCUCAGCCCCCACGUCACCGGGAGACCAGACGGGGACAACAUGGCGGAGCGGAGGAGGCACAGGAAGCGGGUCCAGGAGGUGGGAGAGCCAUUCAAAGAAGAAAAGGCUGUCGCUAAAUACCUGCGGUUCAACUGUCCAACCAAGUCUACCAACAUGAUGGGUCACAGAGUUGAUUAUUUCAUUGCAUCAAAAGCUGUGGAUUGCCUUUUGGAUUCCAAGUGGGCAAAAGCAAAGAAAGGAGAAGAAGCUCUCUUUACAACUCGAGAGUCUGUGGUUGAUUAUUGCAACAGACUUCUGAAGAAACAGUUUUUCCAUCGAGCACUAAAAGUAAUGAAAAUGAAACCAGACAAGGACUUAAAGAAAGAAAAGGAAAAAGAGAAAGGAAAGACUGAGAGUGGAAAAGAAGAUGAGAAAAAGAGCAAAAAGGAUAGUGGGAAAGAUGAAAAGGCUAAGAAGGAGAAAGAAAAGGAAAAGGAAAAGAAAAAAGAUGGUGAGAAAGAAGAAGGAAAAAAGGAUGAGACCCCGGGCACACCUAAAAAGAAGGAGACAAAGAGAAAGUUCAAACUUGAACCUCAUGAAGAUCAGGUUUUUCUGGAUGGAAAUGAGGUAUAUGUGUGGAUUUAUGAUCCAGUUCAUUUUAAAACAUUUGCCAUGGGACUCAUACUUGUGACGGCUGUUAUAGCUGCAACUCUUUUCCCGCUCUGGCCUGCAGAGAUGCGAGUAGGGGUUUAUUAUUUGAGUGUUGGAGCAGGUUGCUUUGUGGCCAGCAUUCUCCUCUUGGCUGUUGCUCGCUGCAUUCUGUUCCUUCUCAUCUGGCUGAUGACAGGCGGAAGGCAUCACUUCUGGUUCCUGCCAAACCUGACGGCUGACGUGGGCUUCAUUGACUCCUUCCGGCCUCUGUACACUCACGAGUACAAAGGACCAAAGGCUGAUUCAAAGAAAGAGGACAAGUUGGAAUCCAAAAAGCAGCCCAAAUCCGACAGCGAAGAGAAAUCUGACAGCGAGAAAAAGGAAGAUGAGUAUGGCAAAGGCGAACAGUUGGGAAACUUGGGAUCUGAAGGCUCUGGAGGAGAACGGAAUUCGGACACGGACAGCGACCGGCGAGAGGAUGACCGUUCCCAGCACAGUAGCGGCAAUGGAAAUGAUUUCGAAAUGAUAACUAAAGAGGAACUCGAUCAGCAGACAGAUGAAGGGGAUUGUGAAGAAGACGAAGAAGAGGAAGAGGACGAGGAAGAUACUAGGCCUUUACAUGAACAAUCAUAAUUACCUAUAGUUUGGGACUGAAUAUUGUGCAGGCAGUUGGAUUUUCUAUGUUGGCUGGAACACCAUCUUAACAGCGUUUUUUCCUUUUUAUUUACUGAAGUAUACAGUUUAGCCAGACAGCUUUAUAACAUCGUUCCUAAUUUGUUGUUACAAAGAGGAGAAAUGAAACAAAAUACUUAGCCAGAUAAAUUCAGAGUAACCUAAUGUAUACUUACGAAAGCUAUGUGUUUCACAUCUUGUCAAUCAGUAGAUGUUUUGAUCUGUCUAGAGAAUGUCUUCAAGCAUAACGGAAGAACAUAGUUUUGCUUAAUAAUAUUUUUGGGAGAUUGCAUGUUUGCAGUAAGUGAACACUUCCAGAAUAGCAAUUUAAAAUGGUAAUUGUUGAAUGACCCUGUGUCUCAAGUUUAGUCCUGGUAGGUUAAUUUGAUUGCUGCUUAUGACAAAGUACUCUUCAGUUUAUCAUAUUGAUACUGUUAUUAAUCUUUAUAAAACGUAAGACUUUUUCUUAGAACAUUUUGUUUGAGAAGAAAACAUUUUUCUUGAGAUAUGCAAAAUAGUGCUAACUUGGCUGUAGGGUUAUUAUAAGCUUCUUUUUUCUAAAACUGUGUUCAACCAGCUUAGGAAAUCCAGCCUGUUCUGUCCCCCUGGUUCAGGGCAACGGAGUCAUCUCUAGCAGGUUUAAAAGGAAGAAAAAGAAACAGCAUAAUUUGGAAGUUAUAGCUGCUGUUUUGACCUGCCCCACUAUAAUACAAAAAAGUGUAUUCUGUACAUAACAUACAAAUAAAGUAAACCCCUUAUUUUACCUGUUACUUAUUAUUUGAAGGUUUUAUCCAGUUUUCAGUUUGUUAAUUGAAGGCCCUUUCAGGAUGUGUGUGUUUUAGGGAAACACAAGUCGCAAAGACCUCACCGAACCAGAGAGGCUGACAGCUGCAUCCAAAGCAGCUUCAUCCCUGUGCCAACAUUCCUAUUAUUCAGGUUCAAGAGAACAGAUCCUAAUUUAAUAGCAGGCAGCAUAGUUCUUUGUAUGCCUUAACGUUAACCUUUGAUUUCUUUCUGUCUUCAGAAAGCGGAGUACUGUAUCUGAUGAGUAGACACUGCCAUGAGAGAACAUUCGCCUCUUUAGAAGGGUAGGCAUCAAAGUUUUUAAAGAUAACCAAGACCAAAUUGUUUCUUGAAAUCUUGAAAGGAGUUUCAAUGAUUAACUUUUUCUCUUCCACAUCCUCUAUUUGACUGACUUGGGAGAUCAUUGUGUGUUUAGUUCUAUAAACAUUUUUAAAGUUGAGACUUUGCAUCAUUCCUCUGAAUCAUUGAAUUUCAGCCUGAGACUGAAAUUAUGAGUACAGAUUCAGCUCUUUCUCGCAAAGUGACUGAGGAGAUAAUGCUAGUUAUUUGCUUGCAUUUUUGAUAGUUGAUAUAAGCAGGUUUCUCCUUUCUUCCUUGAACUGCUUUUUCCAUCACCAGUGUUUUGACUGAAGAUGUUAAUUUUUUUCUGACUGUGCAAAUAUAUACAUUUUAUGUGUGCAUUGAUAAAAACCAUUCUCAAAUGUG